CCCCAUCCCGCCCGGGGAUCCGUUCCCUGGGAUUCCCAAGCUCCGCCCCGCGGACCCCCGGUCUUCCCCAGACCCCGGCCCUAGCGUGGCGAGAUCCCUUGCCUCCGCAGAAGCUCUGGCUCGGGAUUCGCCCCGGGCCGCAUCCUCUGCGCCUCCUCGCCGAGGAAAGCACACCCCGUUCGUUCCCGGGGCCAAGGGAUGGAUCUGCGUCCUACCCCUUUCUCCUCCUGCCUCCGGUGCCUCACCAUCAUCGCUGCAAUCGUUUGCAAAGGUCCAUCUGAGCCAGAGGCCACAGCUCUGCCAAUGAUCCUGUGAGUAUCAGGGCAUCACUGUUGCCCCUGGGGGCCCCUGUCCCAGUGUGGCCCACCUGCCGGCUCCCAGCAUGGCGUCCGACACCCCCGAGUCCCUGAUGGCCCUCUGCACCGACUUCUGCCUGCGCAACCUGGAUGGCACCUUGGGCUACCUGCUGGACAAGGAGACCCUGCGGCUGCAUCCAGACAUCUUCCUGCCCAGCGAGAUCUGUGACCGGCUCGUCAACGAAUACGUGGAGCUGGUCAAUGCCGCCUGCAACUUUGAACCGCAUGAGAGCUUCUUCAGCCUCUUCUCCGACCCCCGCAGCACCCGCCUCACCCGCAUCCACCUCCGCGAGGACCUGGUGCAAGACCAGGACCUGGAGGCCAUUCGCAAGCAGGACCUGGUGGAGCUGUACCUGACCAACUGUGAGAAGCUGUCCGCCAAGAGCCUGCAGACUCUAAGGAGCUUCAGCCACACCCUGGUAUCCCUGAGCCUCUUUGGCUGCGCGAACAUCUUCUACGAGGAGGAGAACCCCGGGGGCUGCGAAGAUGAGUGCCUUGUCAACCCCACCUGCCAGGUGCUGGUCAAGGACUUUACCUUCGAGGGCUUCAGCCGCCUGCGCUUCCUCAACCUGGGCCGCAUGAUCGACGGGGUCCCCGUGGAGUCCCUGCUGCGGCCCCUCAACUCGCUGGCUGCCUUGGACCUCUCAGGCAUCCAGACGAGCGAUGCAGCCUUCCUCACCCAGUGGAAAGACAGCCUGGUGUCCCUCGUGCUCUACAACAUGGACCUGUCGGACGACCACAUCCGUGUCAUUGUGCAGCUGCACAAGCUGCGACACCUGGACAUCUCCCGAGACCGCCUCUCCAGCUACUACAAGUUCAAGCUGACUCGCAAGGUGCUGAGCCUCUUCGUGCAGAAGCUGGGGAACCUGAUGUCCUUGGACAUCUCCGGCCACAUGAUCCUGGAGAACUGCAGCAUCUCCAGGACGGACGAGGAAGCAGGACAGACCAGCACUGAGCCUUCCAAGAGCAGCAUCAUGCCUUUCCGGGCCCUGAAGAGGCCACUGCAGUUCCUUGGGCUCUUCGAGACCUCCCUGUGCCGCCUGACGCACAUUCCGGCCUACAAAGUGAGUGGUGACAAAAACGAGGAGCAGGUGCUGAACGCCAUCGAGGCCUACACGGAGCACCGGCCGGAGAUCACCUCACGGGCCAUCAACCUGCUUUUCGACAUCGCACGCAUCGAACGCUGCAACCAACUUCUGCGGGCCCUGAAGCUGGUCAUCACGGCCCUCAAGUGCCACAAGUAUGACAAGAACAUCCAGGUGACCGGCAGCGCCGCCCUUUUCUACCUGACCAAUUCCGAGUACCGCUCAGAGCAGAGCGUCAAGCUGCGCCGGCAGGUCAUCCAGGUGGUGCUGAAUGGCAUGGAAUCCUACCAGGAGGUGACGGUCCAGCGGAACUGCUGCCUGACGCUCUGCAACUUCAGCAUCCCGGAGGAGCUGGAGUUCCAGUACCGCCGUGUCAAUGAGCUCCUGCUCAGCAUCCUCAACCCCACGCGGCAGGACGAGUCGAUCCAGCGCAUCGCCGUGCACCUGUGCAACGCCCUGGUCUGCCAGGUGGACAAUGACCACAAGGAGGCCGUGGGCAAGAUGGGCUUUGUUGUGACCAUGCUGAAGCUGAUUCAGAAGAAGCUGCUGGACAAGAUAUGUGACCAGGUGAUGGAGUUCUCCUGGAGCGCCCUGUGGAACAUCACGGACGAGACGCCCGACAACUGCGAGAUGUUCCUCAACUUCAACGGCAUGAAGCUCUUCCUGGACUGCCUGAAGGAGUUCCCGGAGAAGCAGGAGCUGCAUCGGAAUAUGCUGGGACUCUUGGGGAAUGUGGCAGAGGUGAAGGAGCUACGGCCCCAGCUAAUGACUUCCCAGUUCAUCAGUGUCUUCAGCAACCUGCUGGAGAGCAAGGCAGAUGGAAUUGAGGUUUCCUACAACGCCUGCGGCGUCCUCUCCCACAUCAUGUUUGAUGGGCCCAAGGCCUGGGGCAUCUGUGAACCCCAGCGGGAGGAGGUGGAGGAGCGCAUGUGGGCAGCCAUCCAGAGCUGGGACAUCAACUCACGGAGAAACAUCAAUUACAGGUCAUUUGAGCCAAUUCUUCGCCUCCUUCCCCAGGGCAUUUCACCUGUCAGCCAGCACUGGGCCACCUGGGCCCUCUACAACCUGGUGUCUGUCUACCCGGACAAGUACUGCCCUCUGCUGAUCAAAGAAGGCGGGAUGCCCCUCCUGAGGGACAUGAUCAAGAUGGCGACCGCGCGGCAGGAGACCAAGGAAAUGGCCCGCAAGGUUAUUGAGCACUGCAGUAACUUUAAAGAGGAGAACAUGGACACGUCCAGAUAAGGCCUCCGCCCCCAAGGCCCGCCACUGCUCUGGACCACAAGGUCGAGAGGAAGCGCGCUCAAGCCGCCCAGCUGGCAGAUCCCUACGCCCCGGGGAGCCUCCCACUGGACGAAGGGACACAGGGGAACUUUUGCACAGCCGACGCUUUUCCUUAACAUUAGUGAGAUAUAUAUAUUAUAUAUAUAUAUAUAUUAUUUUUUUUUGGUUAGGAAGUGUGAAGUUUUGUGUGUAUGAUUUCUGUACAAAAACAAAAGAAAUAACCUCCUGAGUCCUUGCAGCUUCCCUGGCCAUCCUCAAGCCCCUACUUUCAAAGCCUUCAUCGCUGCCACACUCACUCCCACCCCUGCCAGACUAAACACCUCUAACAUUGUGAGUGUCUGGCCGGUGCCCUGUAAUCUCCGACCCUGGCCUCGCUUCCCAUUCAGAGAGGCAGUGGGGCCCCCAAGAGCCCACUCCAGCCUCCUAAUCCGCCCACUGAAGCCUGAGAACGCCAUCUAGGUUCCUCAGUGCAGCUGAUGGGGUUUGGGGAUUAAAAACUAACCCCACUGGGUCUCCCCAAUGCCUUGGUGCUCCUGGCUGUGGGCCUCUGGGGUAAGGAAGUGAGCCGUACCUGCCUCGGUCCAGGCAGUCCCAGCCCCAGAGGGCCUUCAAGGCACCCAGUGGCUCUGCUGCCCUCUGGCCAGGCCUGCCUGAGGCCACGCUGCUAUGGAGGCUGCGUCCUAGUCUCCCACCAGGCCCCAGGUUGUGGAAGGCCCCAGCCCAGGGCUGGUCAGAACCCGGGCAGACACCACUGCCCCUUCCGCCAAACAUACCCGGAACCUGCGCACCCCACCACCCGCCUCUCGCCCUGGAAGCCAAUAGCUCCGGGGGCCAGGGGCUCGCUGUCUCCCCACCCCUCAUCGGCCUGCAGCCCCCACGGUGCCCAGGCACCCCACCAGCAGAACUGAGCCUGCCUCACUGGCCCCUGCCUGCCCCGUGGCCCAUAGGAGCCCACACCUUUUCUUUGGGCAGGGGGGCUCCCCACGCCAGCCUGGCGGCCACAGGCAGACACCUCCAAACCAGCAUCCACCCCCUCCUGCCUUGCCCCAAGGCUUCCCCUUGGAAACCUCUGCGUUGGGUUUCAGAGAAGUGUGUGAGACACACAAAUGUAUCUCAAAAACACCUUGUGGUCCUCCCUUGACAUCACUCCGAGUUGCUUCUCGGAGCACUGACAGCGGGGAGGAGGCCCCGUCUGGAACAAGGGGCCAGGGAGCAGAGCCAACUGCAGGUGGCCCUUAGGGGGUGGCUUUUCGUCCCUCCUUCCCUAGGCCUGUGCUUUCGAUUCUCCUGGCGUUCUGCCUCCAGACAGAACAGGCAGGAUGAGCAGCCCAGGGGAGAGAGAAGCACCCGGUCUUCUUCCCCUGGGGUCUUCCCCCCACACCCCAGCCCUGGGAAAGGCCAGCUGCCCUGUGGCCCCUCCGCUCAGCACACGGGCCCCAUCUGCCCUCCCUUCCAUGCUCACGUGGCCUGCGCCAGACCCCAGGCAGAGCUCACAUCGCAUCGCUUUACCAGCCGGGGCCCGGGUAAAUGUCUGUACUUUGGGAUGUCACAGAAAUACAUUUUUGUGCAAAGUGGAGAGA
Molecule: messenger RNA, 4302 nt
Organism: Capra hircus (goat)
Lineage: Eukaryota; Metazoa; Chordata; Mammalia; Artiodactyla; Bovidae
Gene: ZER1
Product: zyg-11 related cell cycle regulator
Exons: 16
Coding region: 383-2683 (766 amino acids)
Cellular component (GO): Cul2-RING ubiquitin ligase complex
Molecular function (GO): protein binding
Source: RefSeq, a predicted model, not a curated record